Messenger RNA from Phascolarctos cinereus (koala), 1278 nucleotides. The record is from RefSeq and is a predicted model, not a curated record. Lineage: Eukaryota; Metazoa; Chordata; Mammalia; Diprotodontia; Phascolarctidae.
CCCUGUCCUGAAGAAAGAUAUUGGCCUUCAAUUAUGACAUCAUCACUAGCAUCAUCAGAGGACAACUAUUGGGUAAAGCCACAGUUACCUGGCUCAGCUCGGACCCGUGGCUUGCCUGGAGUUUAUGUUCCAAGGAAGCAAAACAUAAAGACCAAGCUGUCUGGUGUAUUUGUGUAUGUGUGGAUAUACCCAUGGAACACGUACGCAUUGGUACAGGGAGCUCAUAGAUGAGAGAACUCUUGCCAAUUCAGGUUCAUCCUCUUAAAGGUAACAUGACAUUGGGGAAAAUGUGCUGGACUUGGAGUCAGGAGAUCAAAUAUUGCUUCAGAUACUUAUUAUCUAAGGAGAAUGGUCUUUGCCCCAGAAAUGACAGAACAAAGUAGCUAAUAGGAAGUUGCUACCCAGUAUAAGGAAAGAAAUAAUUUGAGAGCACCUAAUUGCUCUUGAAGAGGACCACCAAGAGGGAUUUCCCAGCUCUAUAAAGGGGCUCUUGCUGACACUGCAGCCAUCCGCCAGCCACCCGGUCUUCAUCUGCGUUGGAGCAUUUGGAUUCACUGAGAUCCAGGAGAGAUGUCUUACCAGUAUCAGGAGCAGUGCAAACAGCCUUGCCAGCCUCCUCCCAAGUGCCCACAGCCUUGCCAGCCCAAGUGCCCACAGCCUUGCCCUCCCAAGUGCCCACAGCCUUGCCAGCCCAAAUGCCCUGAGCCAUGCCCUCCCAAAUGCCCAGAGCCAUGUCUUCCAAAGUGCCCAGAACCAUGUCUUCCCAAGUGCCCAGAGCCAAGUCCACCACAGCAGUGCCAGCAGAAAUUCCCCCCACGUGCUCCACCCUGCCAGCAGCAGUGCCCACCCAAGAGGAAGUAACAGUGCCUGAUGCUGGCAGCACCAUGAAACAAGUAGCUUGAGCAAUCCUACGGCUAUCUGAGUUUCCAGCCAUUUUCUCUGAAUCUCCACGCUUCUCUGCCUUUGUUUUUCCCCGAAAGGAAAGUCAAGGAGAAGGCUUUUGUUCUUAGAAUUGUAGUCAUUUCAGAAAUGAAACCUCUGUCUCACUCCCAUCUUCCACCCCCAUCAUCCCACGCCUGGGAUGAGAGACUACAGAGAACGUACCAACCUAGUCUACUCCAGGCUUCCUGGAGCUUCAAUGGAAGGACAACCCUGAGAGAUCAGACUCCUGGUCCCCUGCCACUGCAUGAGCUCUCCUCUGUGCUGCAACCUGGGUGGUGAUUUCCAUUCUCUGAGCCCUUGUAACUCUCCUCCCACUGACUCAAAUAAAGCGUGUGU